Uloborus diversus is the source of this 1578-nucleotide messenger RNA. RefSeq names its product serine palmitoyltransferase 2-like. Gene Ontology annotation, cellular component: serine palmitoyltransferase complex. Lineage: Eukaryota; Metazoa; Arthropoda; Arachnida; Araneae; Uloboridae. Gene Ontology annotation, molecular function: pyridoxal phosphate binding; serine C-palmitoyltransferase activity. The transcript is spliced from 12 exons. Bases 1 to 1578 code for a protein of 525 amino acids. The record is from RefSeq and is a predicted model, not a curated record. Gene Ontology annotation, biological process: sphingosine biosynthetic process; ceramide biosynthetic process.
AUGUUAAGGAACGGUAUUAAGAAACUACAUCCACAAAAUGAAGUAAGAGAGGAAUGCCAAGCUUCCUCUUUCCUAAUAAAGAAAUCACUACCACAAAAGGAAAUAGGGGAAGAAUACGAAGCUUCCUCUUUCCUAAUAAAGGUGACCGUUUACUUUUCGUAUUUUGUCCUCCUGGUAUUUGGCCAUUUGCGAGACUUUUUGCGGAGACUGGGACUGGAAAAAAAUUGCAUUGUUCGGGAGAGAAAUAGAGAGGGUUACGUCCCGCUGUACCAGAGCUUCGAGAGCUUUUUCACCCGCAAUAUAUACAGAAGGUUAUGUCACGUGAUCAACAAUACCAUCUGCAGCACGCCCGGGGCUACUGUGGUGGUGAAAGAGAGAGUAUCCCACGACUUCAACUAUACCUUUGAAUUUACAGGAAAUGAAAGCGAAUGCAUUAAUUUGGCGUCUUUCAACUACCUGGGAAUGGCAGAGAACAACGGAAAAUGCGCCGACGCCGUUGCAAAAUGCUUGAAUGAAAAUGGCGUUGGAAUAUGCAGCACGCGGCACGAACUCGGUACCCUGAAGAUCCACCAAGAGCUAGAGAAGCUCACAGCCGAGUUCCUGGGCGUGGAAGACAGCAUCAUCGUGGGCAUGGGUUUCGCGACCAACACAACGUCUAUUCCCUCCAUCAUCUCCAAGGGAAGCCUGAUCUUAAGCGACAAACUCAACCACGCCUCGAUCGCCUUUGGUUGUCGGCUGUCCGGAGCAAAAGUCACGGUUUUCAAACAUAAUGACAUGAAAGAUUUGGAGAAAAAAAUUAGAGCAUCAAUUGUAUACGGGCAACCGAAAACACAUAGACCAUGGAAGAAGAUUAUUCUUUUAGUAGAAGGAUUAUACAGCAUGGAAGGCACCAUAGUGAACCUCCCUGGGUUGCUGGCCCUGAAGAAGAAAUACAAGUGCUACCUGUACAUAGACGAGGCGCACUGCAUAGGCGCCAUCGGCCCUAGGGGGCGCGGCGUGACGGACUACUACGGAUGCGACCCGAAAGACGUGGACCUCCUCAUGGGGACCUUCAGCAAGAGCUUUGCAGGAUACGGGGGCUACAUCGCCGGUUGCAAGAAAGUGAUUCAGCACCUGCGCAGAAACAGCCACAGCUUCAUGUAUGCGAACGGCAUGUCGGCCCCCGUGGCUCAACAGAUCCUUACGUCCAUGAAAAUACUCAUGGGGAAGGACGGGACUGCUGAAGGUUCCAAGAGGAUCCGGCAACUUAGGCGGAACACGCAUUACUUCCGCAAGAAGCUGAAGCAGAAGGGGUUCCUCAUUUACGGCAACGAAGACGCUCCGGUCGUUCCCCUCAUGCUGUACUUCAUGUCCAAAGUGCCGGAGUUCGUGACUCAGCUUUGGAAGGCGAAUGUGGCAGCCGUAGGCGUCGGGUUUCCAGCGACCCCUCUGCUCACGGCCAGGGCGCGAUUCUGCAUCUCUGCGGCUCACACAAAGGAUAUGUUGGACAAGGUCAUUGGUGCAGUAGAAAGCGCUGGACGCCUUAUGAUGGUGGAUUACUCUAAGAAACGCAAGUCGCAGGAAGAAAUAAUCUACUGA